AUGCACAAAUCAACAGUGAUCGCCGAUGAGGCAAAUCUGGAGCCCGACGUACUUGAGGAUUUAGUAACGGAUUUAGAUCCAAGCGCAAUUACUGAUGUCGAUUUAUCAAUACUUGUUGCUUCUAGCUCUUUUUCGGAUAAUGACAACCUGACGGAUUCAUUGAAAGAAAACAAGAGAGAUUGUUAUCGGCUUGAACGAAUAAAGGAGUGGCGCGAAAAGCUAAAUCAUUUGUUCGAGUACAGAAGCGCCUCGAAGAGUCGUAGAGUAAUAAGGCGGAAGAACAGUGACGAGUUCAGCAGCAGUGUAAAAGUGUUAGCAGAUGCUCUGAAAACUCACGUGCGACCAGAAUACUUGCACAGCGUAUUAGAAGAAUAUGCCGUUAAACUUGUCAAAGCGGGCGAAGAAUUGGCUGCAUCAGGAUCCGAGGUGAAGAAAUCUUUUUGUAUUGCGCCUGAAUGUUGUGGAACUGUUGGACGCCGUUGA
Enterobius vermicularis (human pinworm) is the source of this 483-nucleotide messenger RNA. The record is from the annotation of a GenBank genome assembly. NCBI's taxonomy places the organism in Eukaryota, Metazoa, Nematoda, Chromadorea, Rhabditida, Oxyuridae.